UAUAAAUUCACUCGAGCUAGUUGUGUUCCCGCGUGGCUGUACACAAAAUAAGCAAAAAGAUUACCUCUUUUUACCGGUUAAUUAAGAAAACUAAUUAAAACUUAGCAAAAUGGUGUACUCUGUGAAAGAUGCGGCUGACUUCAAGAACCAGCUGAAGACUGCUGGCGAUAAAUUGGUUGUUGUGGAUUUCUUUGCCACCUGGUGUGGUCCUUGCAAGAUGAUUGCACCCAAGCUGGAGGAGCUGGCGCAGCUGCAUUCCGAAAAGAUUGUUGUCAUCAAGGUCGAUGUUGAUGACUGCGAGGAUAUUGCCAUGGAGUACAACGUUUCCAGCAUGCCCACCUUUAUAUUCAUCAAGAACGAAGUGCCGAAGGAAAAUUUUGCUGGCGCCAACAUCGCUAAAUUGACGGAGACCAUUGAGAGGCUCAUGUAAAAUGAAUUGCAAGAUAAUUCGUUUAAUUGUAUACUUGAGUUUGUUCGUCAUACCAUUUAGUUAAUUAUGUAUAUAACACUAAGUGCAACGUUUGCCAGUGACACAUGCCCCACACAACAAAUCUUCUCAGAAUUAUUUUCACAUGAUUUAACUGAUGGAUUCAUAGUUUGCAAAGCAAGAGCAUUUUAAAUUAACAUAAAUAACUUGUGUGUUCAACACUGCAGCGCAGCAGAUUCAACAAAUUGAGAUACUGAAAGUGGCUUUUAAUGUUAAAAAUAAACUAAAAUAAAUAUUGCUUAAUUAAUCUUUGUAAUACGGGUUCAGUUUUUGUAAAGAAUAUUGUAAUAUGUUGAAAAGAGCAGAAACAGCAAAGCGAAAUUAAAUAAAUUUAUUUAAAACAA
Molecule: messenger RNA, 831 nt
Organism: Drosophila busckii
Lineage: Eukaryota; Metazoa; Arthropoda; Insecta; Diptera; Drosophilidae
Gene: Trx2
Product: thioredoxin-2
Exons: 3
Coding region: 110-430 (106 amino acids)
Molecular function (GO): protein-disulfide reductase activity
Source: RefSeq, a predicted model, not a curated record